Molecule: messenger RNA, 1258 nt
Organism: Blastomyces dermatitidis ER-3
Lineage: Eukaryota; Fungi; Ascomycota; Eurotiomycetes; Onygenales; Ajellomycetaceae
Exons: 2
Coding region: 1-327 (108 amino acids)
Source: RefSeq, a predicted model, not a curated record
AUGGCCCGGCAAAGUGAGGCAAUUCACAUUUACGGGAGCGGUAUUGUGUUUCCAAGCCCCCAUUGGACUAUCAAAAGCCCUGCUCCGGCCACUCGCAUUUUAGCUGCCUGUGAACAAAGACAUGACCGCCUGAUAUUGUUGCUUCCCCAAGGUUUCUCUCGCUCAAAACUAUCCAUCAAAUCAGCCAUUGAGUUCAUGAUAUCCAGGAGCGACUAUUCUAUUCUAUUGAUAUGGAUUGAUAUGGAAAGCGACGAAUACUCCGUGUAUGACACCGGAAAUCAUUGCUCUUCUUUGAUAUCGGCCCGGCCCACGAGGAUCAGGACAUGAGUUAUGCGUAACACAGCCUUGGAAAAUUGUAUAUUUCAGGGCAAUUUGAGCAAUAAGGGCUAAAGCGGGAGGUCGAGUGAUUGUUUGCCAUAGUUCAUUCCUAGUGUUUUUGCUUCGAAAGAUAACUUAGUUAUAUCAAAGUUCAUCGAUUCGGGUCAUGAUGCAGUUGUUUUUACAAUAAUGAAUUUCAAGCCGUUCGUUCCCCUAAGCCAGCGACGAGGCUGUGAGUAUACACAAAUUGGAAGUAUAUAAUAUAGAGCCGCUUGAGAUGGAACAUGACCGGGAAGCAAUCAUAUUUACUCUACACGCUGUUGGUUGAGAUAUUUAGUAAAACGAAAACGCGACAGAAAAUGAAACCAUUAAAACAAACAAUCAUUUUUGCCUUCUUCUUCCCUCUGCACGACAAACGUGGGAUGCAUAUGAAAAGCUAACUCGACAUGCGCCACAGUCUGCCCCAUUGCAUUCGGCCCGAUGGUCUGCGGCUGUUUCAACGGACUCCGAGGUUGAAGAUAUGUUCCUGGGGUUUGCAAUCUGAGAGUACGUUACUUACUAAUUGACGCGUGGAUCUACUUGGACAGAGCGAGCCUUUGAGAACGAAAUACGAAAAACGAAGAUCCGGUGUUCUGAUAGUUACAGGAGAGUAACAGCGGCUCACACUUGUCCGACGAAGGAUAAGUACGCUCUAAACGAAGAAAAAAGGCCUAGGAUAACGAGCCCUUGCCUGCAUUCAUCUGGUGUGAGUCUCCCGUACGAAAGGCGGACAGAGCAACAGUUCUUUUUACCCUUGGAAAUUUCGUUUCAUUCAUUUCGUGAAGGUGAGCCUGCAACCGGGAUGCGGGGGUUGUUGUUGCUCACUUGAUAAGAAACGUGGCCUCCAAGCGGACAUUUAUUUAUUUAUUAUAUAGCCCUUGAAUACUAUUUCUAAAUUUCC